Messenger RNA from Funneliformis mosseae, 387 nucleotides. Lineage: Eukaryota; Fungi; Glomeromycota; Glomeromycetes; Glomerales; Glomeraceae. The record is from the annotation of a GenBank genome assembly.
AUGCAUAUUAUAAAGGAACAAAAUUUACCAACUCGUGGAGCAAUUCGAGCUCAUGAUGGACAUUUUUUAACUAAAGAUACAAAGAAUUCUGUAUUACAAUUUCAUUGGAAUAAAGAUGAUCCAUUAAAUGAAAAGCAACAACAUUCCAUCUUUCGAAUUGAUCAAAAUGGAGAGUUACAUGAUGAAGAAGGGAGGAGAAUUAUAUGGAAAUCUAAAAAUGAGAAAAUUUAUUGGAUUAAAGUUGAACAAUUAGGAAAAAAUGAGUAUGUGUUGAAAACUAUCGAUACUGAAAAUAACAAGGAUAAAAAGUAUAUUACAAUUAAUAUUGAAGAUUUGGAAUUAAAAGAUGAACCCGAAUCAUCAUCUAUUUUCACUAUAAUUACUUAG